UAAUUUUUGUACAUAGUAUGUCCAAAACUGUCUUCUUGCUUAAUUAGUUUUUUCUGAUAUUUUAUAUUUUUUGUGAGCACGUAAAAAUAAUUCAAAAUUGAUUUUACAAGAGGGCGAAUGAGCAGCGCCUCUAUGGCGGCUUGCUUCAACUACGAGAAUUCGCCGAAACAAACAAAUAAAGGCGACAAGAAGGAUAAUAAUCUGAAUAUUAUGGACGCUGUAGCAAUGCACCGACCGCAGUCUGCUUCAUCACGUCAAGAUGAAGAGCUAAUGCAGAAGAGUACAAGAGCUCUUUCCUCAACUACUGACCCUCUAGAGAAGUUGAGGCUGAUGUGCCUGUCACGUGGUGCUGUCGGCAUUCUGGGCCUGGGAAGAGUAUUCCGUCGUAUGGACGAUGAUGGCAGCAAGCAGUUGAAUAAAGAUGAAUUUAUCAACGGUAUCAGAAAGUCGGGUGUUGAAUUAUCAAACGAGGAUGCAGAGGAAUUAUUCGAGCGAUUCGAUACGGACAAGAGUGGUUCUGUCAGCUUGGACGAGUUUCUCAUGAAAAUAAGGCCGCCGAUGUCAGAAUCCCGCCGAGCUAUUAUUGAGCAAGCAUUUAAGAAACUGGACAAGUCUGGUGACGGAUUGAUCACGGUUGCCGAUAUUCGCAAUGUUUAUUCUGUGAAUUCACAUCCAAGAUAUAUGAGCGGGGAAGAGACAGCUGAUCAAGUUUUGACCAAGUUCCUCGGUAAUUUUGAAACUGAAGGCACCGCGGAUGGCAGAGUAACGCUUGAAGAGUUUAUGAACUACUACAGUGCUAUCGGCGUCUCUAUUGAUAACGAUUGCUAUUUUGACCUCAUGAUGCGUCAAGCUUACAAGUUGUAAGCUUUUCUCUUUCCUUUUAUACUGUUAUGAUAGAGAGAAAUUCAAACCUAUACGUAUAAAGCUUAAUAUUUGUAAUGUGUGUAGUAAUAUAUAACAGUGAUUUUUUUCGUAAGUUGUUUUAAUUUAUACCAAUGGUUAAUAAUUUGUUUGACAUUCGCGGUUUGAAUUUUUAAAUCGAUGAUUUUUAUACCGUAAUAAAAUUCGAGUUUGUAGCUUACAAAUUUGUUUAUAGAUACGUAUAGAUGUAUACAUUUUAUAAGCACCUUUCGUAAUAAGUUAACUAAUAACAAUUGUAUUUUAUUAAAUUAUGUUUGUGUGAUAACUUCAAUAAAGAUUUUAAUUUUAAA
This is a messenger RNA of Pieris napi, 1211 nucleotides long. RefSeq names its product calcyphosin-like protein. The transcript is spliced from 8 exons. Lineage: Eukaryota; Metazoa; Arthropoda; Insecta; Lepidoptera; Pieridae. Gene Ontology annotation, molecular function: calcium ion binding. The record is from RefSeq and is a predicted model, not a curated record. Bases 118 to 864 code for a protein of 248 amino acids.